AGCAACUUCCUGUUAAGAAAGGGCCUUAACUCAAAGCUGAAGGAGAGAGUGUCUCUGACACUGCUCUGCUGUCUCUAGACCCCAAAAAAAACUGCUUAAGGAUUUUUUUAAAGGUGAAAACUCACCAGCAACAGAACCGACUGAUUAGACGCAUGAGAACACGACAUAUGGUGUCUUAGAAGCAGCGUUUGAACCUUUGGAUAUGGCAAGAUUUUUUGCGCUAGGACCCUUGAUUUUGGUCCUAUGCUUGGCCUUAUGUGGCAAUUCUGCUGACCAAUCCAUCAAUCCCACGCAACCCACUUCUCUUACCCCUGCCUCACCUCCCAUUAAAGAGCUCAAAACAACACAAAAAACUCCUGCACUCAGCUUUCAACAACAUACCACACAGUCUUCAUCUCAACCAGGUGCAGGAAAAAAUGGUGCUGACCCUCAAACAAAUCUCUCCACUCCCACCACUUCACCAAACACAUCUGCAGAUACCUCCGAAGGGAGCACUUCUAAUCAUAAAGAAACUCAGACAAACACAAUAGUCUCACCCGCACACACCAUGCAACAACAAAACACCAACACCACUGCAGGGAGCACUUCUAAUCAGAAAGAAACUCAGACAAACACAAUAGUCUCACCCGCACGCACCAUGCAACAACAAAACACCAACACCACUGCAGGGAGCACUUCUAAUCAGAAAGAAACUCAGACAAGUACAACAAUCUCACCCGCACGCACCAUGCAACAACAAAACACCAACACCACUGCAGGGAGCACUUCUAAUCAGAAAGAAACUCAGACAAACACAAUAGUCUCACCCGCACGCACCAUGCAACAACAAAACACCAACACCACUGCAGGAAAUGGUUCUGAAUGUAAAAACCUGAAUUGCACAUCGAUCUUACCCACACGCACCACCUCACAACAACAAAACACCAGCACCACUGCAGACCCUCAAACAAAUCUCUCCACUCCCACCACUUCACCAAACACAUCUGCAGAUACCUCCGAAGCAACUCAACCAGGUGAAAGAAAUGACACCACCUCACCUCCAAACACCACCAUCACACCUCUCACCUCCACGCACCCCAGCUCAACCUUACACGCAUUCACCAACAUCACGGGUACCACAGAAAUCCCAUGUCAGUACAGCCUUACGGAGAGUGUGAACGUAACAAUAGCCCGUGUGGUGCAUAUCAGUGGCUUCGAGAACCAAACAUACACAAUCAGGAUAAAGGAGAAGCACAAUGAGAUCCGUGUCCAAGAAAUAUCUAACCAAACUGCCUUUGAAAUACUGUUUGAAUGGUUAAAACCAUGCACUGUGUACAACAUCAGUGUGGAUGGCUGCAAACCCAAUGGAAGCGAGACUUUUAUUUCUAGUGAAAAAAUAGAUACUGUUCUAAAAACUGUUGUGACAAAUGUGACUGAGAAGAAAGUGUGUUUGAAAGGAGAAUUCACUGGUAUUAAAUGGAAUCUUACUGAAUGUGUUGAAAUAACUGAGCAAAACUCCUGCACAUCCACACACACCAUUAAACUGGACAAAUGUAACUACACAAUGAAUGUCCUCAUGCCCACAGUCAAGCCUAACAUAACCUUCAAAAAAACUAUUCCCUCUAAGUUUGAAUGGACAAAUAAACCAACACAAUGUAAUGCUAUGCUUAACAUCAAUUGCACCAAUGACGAGAACAAAAAUGGCACAAUUUAUGGUUUAAAUGCCUCAGUGUCAUUAUUACCAGACACACUGUAUUCUUGCAUUGGAGUAUAUCCUUAUGAGAAUCAAUCCAUCAAGAGUAAUGAGCUCUCCUUUGAAAUAAAUUGCGGUUGGCAAAAGAAUGGACGAUUUAAGAACACAACCAAAGACUCUUUUGAAAUAUCCUGGAAUUCACUUGAUGGAGAUGAAUGCUCAGGCAUUACAUGGGACAGUUAUUCAGCCAGCUGCAAAUUCCAUGAUAGUCAUCGUGAGCACUGUACAAAACACAAAAAUGGCAUUGGCACAGACUGCAGUAUUACAAACUUAUUGCCAUAUAAAAACUAUGAAUGCAGUAUUUAUGCAGAAUUCAAAAGUAAAAAAUAUUUACUGUUCUCCGGUACGAAUGCAACACUUUCUACCAAGCCCGAUUUCAAAUCAGACAUUGAAGUAACACACCCUUUUCACAAUUCUCUUGAUAUAAUAUGUGAAAACAAGGGAACAAAGAUAGUCUGGAAUGGAGAAAAAGGAACAUUCAUGGCUGAAAUCACAUACAAUGGAGAAACUAUCUCUAAAAACCGCACCAAAUGCUCAUUUACAUUUCCAGACCUUUACUACCUUACAACAUAUGAUGUGAAGAUUACAGCCGAGAAUAAAGAAGGACAUUCAGCUGUCCUUAAACAUGAAGCUACUACUAAAUACAAUGACAAGGCUGUCAUUGGAUUCUUGGCAUUUCUAAUCAUUGUGACAUCAGUUGCGCUCCUCUUCGUGCUGUUCAAAAUUUACCUUCUCAAAAGAAAGCGGACUGCUGAAGAUGAAGAGAUUCUUCUUACACCAGAACCCCUGCGCAGAGUUGAGCCCAUCUAUGCUGACGGUUUAGUGGAGGCUUACAAGAGCAAGAUCGCUGAUGAGGCCCGUCUGUUUAUGGAUGAGUUUCAGAGCAUUCCCCGAAUUUUCUCCAAUUACACCAUCAAAGAAGCGAAGAAACCAGAAAACCAGUUCAAGAACCGCUACGUUGACAUUCUGCCCUAUGACUAUAAUCGGGUAACUCUCUCAACUGGAGGUGAAGAGAGCUACAUCAAUGCCAGCUUUAUCGAGGGAUAUCAAGAGCCAAAGAAAUACAUUGCAGCCCAAGGACCCAAGGAUGAGACUAUUGGUGAUUUCUGGCGAAUGGUUUGGGAGCAAAAGUCAUCCAUUAUUGUCAUGGUCACCCGUUGUGAGGAAGGAAACAAGAUCAAAUGCGCUCAGUACUGGCCAUCUCUGGACAGAGAGACUGAGAUUUUUGAAGAUUUUGUGGUGAAAAUCCGAUCUGAGGAACACUGCCCUGAUUAUAUAAUUCGCCAUCUGAUCCUGACCAAUAAGCGAGAGAAGGCCUCAGAAAGAGAGGUCACUCAUAUCCAGUUCAUCAGCUGGCCUGACCAUGGUGUGCCUGGAGACCCCUGCCUGCUUCUGAAGCUCAGGAGAAGAGUCAACUCCUUCAAGAACUUCUUCAGUGGCCCGGUGGUGGUCCACUGCAGUGCAGGGGUCGGCCGCACAGGAACAUAUAUUGGCAUUGAUGCAAUGAUUGAAUCUGUUGAGGCAGAAGGCAGAGUGGACAUCUAUGGAUUCGUAGCAAAACAACGUCGCCAGCGUUGCCUCAUGGUUCAAGUGGAGGCCCAGUACAUACUGAUCCACACUGCUCUGAUUGAACACAACCAGUUUGGAGAGACAGAGGUCUCACUGUCUGAAUUCCACUCAGUGCUCAACACCCUCAGACAGAAAGAUGGCAGUGACCCCAGUUUGCUUGAAAUGGAGUUCCUGAAACUCCCUAAAUUUAAAAAAUGGAGAACAUUUAACACGGGAAGCAUAGAGGACAACAAGAAGAAAAACCGCGACUCAGCUGUUAUCCCAUACGACUUUAAUCGAGUCCUGUUUAGACUUGACAUUGAGGGAAACCAGACCAGUGACCCUGAGGAUGAGGACGAGUAUUCAUCAGACGAGGAAGAAGAAUCAAACGAAUACAUCAACGCCUCAUUCAUUAAUGGCUACUGGUGUAGUAAGAGUCUGAUCGCAGCACAGGGGCCUUUACCAAACACAACGGAAGAGUUCCUGCUCAUGCUGGACCAGCAACAAACUAAAACACUGGUCAUGCUCACAGACUGCCAAGAGGAUGGCAAGGAUUAUUGUUGUCAGUAUUGGGGAGAUGAAAAGAAAACGUUCGGAGACAUGGAAAUUGAGGUAAAAAAGACAGAAACCUUCCCAACGUACGUGAGACGGCGUCUAGAAAUACAGUCCUCAAAGAAGAAAGAGAUCUUGGAGGUGGAUCAGUACCAGUUCCUGAAAUGGAAAGGCCGUGAGCUUCCAGAGAACGCUCAGGAGUUGAUAGAGAUGACAAGGAUCAUCAGAGAGAACGGCAAUUAUGACAACAGCAAAAUGAACCGGAAUGUCCCCAUAGUGGUGCACUGCAACAAUGGCUCAUCUCGUACCGGAAUCUUCUGUGCCUUAUGGAAUCUCUUGGACAGUGCCUACACAGAGAAGCUGGUGGACGUCUUCCAAGAGGUCAAAAACUUGCGCAAGGAGAGGCAGGGGAUGGUGGAAACAAUAGAGCAGUAUCAGUUCCUCUACUCGGCUCUAGAGGCCGCUUUCCCGGUGCAGAACGGCGCCGUAAAGACGACCCCUGCAAAGGACAGCGCGCAGGUCAUCAGCGAAACGACGGCGCUCCUCACCGAGCCCAACAGCACUUCCGGUGCUGACCAGAAGGAGGCGGAAGAGCGCACAGCCGCAGAGAGCAGUGAGCAGGAGGCCAAGGAGAGCAGCACUGCUGAGGCGCCACCAGCAGAGGGAGACGGAGAGAAAACCCCAACCGAGGGCACGACCAAUGGCCCUGCCGCCACUGUAGAGGUUUAAGCAUUUUUGGGGCUAAAAUGUUUUCGCUAAUUUGACACCAAGUGUCAAGGAAAGAUUUUGAAAAAGUGCUUUUGAUUACUUGUUUUACAUUUGAGUUUUACUGUACAUUGGAUGUUAGAUCAGCGUUUGUUUUUUUGUGGAGAAUUCGGGUUAGCAUCGGACCGAUCCAUUAAAACUUACGUUUCCGCCUCAGGUUUCGGGUUUGAAUUUCUGUAUAAUGAUGCUGUUUGUGUGAAAUCUGUGCAUAUUGAUAAUGUUUAUUCACAUGUGUAAAGGUUUUGCUGUAUGAUUUGAUUUUUAGGCUAUCAAAUUGCGUUUUGAAUGUAUUGUAAAAUAAGACCUUACAAACGAUAUUUCAGGUUUUUAUAAUAUUUUUAGUUUGGAAACUGUAUGAAAGAACAGUCUUAUUGCUUUUAAAUUAUAGUGUCUGAAAUGUUUGAUGGAAGUGAGUGCAUAAAAGCAUAAAAGUUCGAGAACAACCAAAGAAAAAAAAAAAA
This is a messenger RNA of Sinocyclocheilus anshuiensis, 5058 nucleotides long. Its product is annotated as receptor-type tyrosine-protein phosphatase C-like. Gene Ontology annotation, molecular function: protein binding; protein tyrosine phosphatase activity. The record is from RefSeq and is a predicted model, not a curated record. NCBI's taxonomy places the organism in Eukaryota, Metazoa, Chordata, Actinopteri, Cypriniformes, Cyprinidae. The transcript is spliced from 41 exons. The coding region runs from base 203 to 4561 and encodes 1452 amino acids. Gene Ontology annotation, biological process: positive regulation of peptidyl-tyrosine phosphorylation; negative regulation of protein kinase activity; protein dephosphorylation.